Molecule: messenger RNA, 2839 nt
Organism: Moneuplotes crassus
Lineage: Eukaryota; Ciliophora; Spirotrichea; Euplotida; Euplotidae
Source: the annotation of a GenBank genome assembly
UUUAAAGAAUUUUGAAUUAGAAAUGGAGGAAGAAGCAUUUCAUCAUUAUGGAGGAAAAGUUACCUUCAGAAGUUUAAAGAAUGGCAAGUACCUUGCAGUCGACCUUAAAAAUGCCUGCGCUACUGCUACUGGAAACCAUCCCAUCCUGUAUGUUCAGGAUCUGGAUUUCCCUAAGCAAGAGGAGCUGAGAGUACUGAAAUUUGAUAAUAGAGAGUCUACUGAGGUCAUGACCUUUGGAACUGCUCUCUGAUUCCAGACUGAAGAUGGUUCAUACCUAACAUUCAAUGCAAAUGGAGAAAUGAAAGUAGAGAAAAACCCAAAUUAUGAGAGCGGAAAUAAUAACAUAGCUAAACUUGCGCAAUGGACUAUCCUGGACUCUAAUGAUAUUUUGAACAGAGGCCCAGUUACUCAGUUUGAUGAUAUUGCUUUAAGAAUUCCUUUUGGGUCUUAUUUGAUGACUGAAGAUAGCCUCUUGAUGAGUGCAAAUGGCCAAGCGAUUAAUGAAGAGACUUCAUUUAAACUAGUCAAGGCUAAUAUCCCUUUCCUCCCUGACUGGUUGAUGAAGAGACCAGGAGUUAACCACAACAAUCUUGUAUCUAGACCAUUCUUCGAUAAGCACAUUCCUAAUCAAAGAAAGAAGGUAUAUGAAGAAAAGCCAAAGCCUAUAGGAACAUUUCCUGUGGAGAUCCAGGAAACUCUUCUUCUUGAAGAUCUUCUGCACGCAAUGAACUCUGUUGAAGGAGUUUAUAUCAGAAGGAUCAACGUUGAAAAUGAGUACGAGUCCUCAAGAUAUGUCUACAGAGUAGAACCUGAUGAAGAGCAAUCUACUUGCGAUUUCAGUCUGCUUUACCUCAUUGGUAAAAUACUUCCAAUGUGUAACAACCAUGACAGAGUGUUAGAAUUUGUGAGCACUCACUCCCAUUUUGAAUACGGUCAGGUGAGCCAGGCUCUUUGUGGAGCCAUUAAUAUCCUUUUAAAGGAAUAUCUUGUCUUAGUAACCCAACUAGAUACUGAAUUUGUUAAAGGAAACCUUACUCUUCAAAAGACUUGGUUUUACAUCCAGCAGUCAAUGAGAAUGAUGGAAAAUUUGAAUAAAUUGGCUGUCGAUGCUGCUGAUAAAAGAGGAGGAGCUCUUCUAAAUGUCAUAUAUAAGUUCCUCACAAUCACUAGUGACAAGAGCAUCAAAGAACUGUUCAGCUUCUUGCUAGAGAAAGCAGCUGAACCUUUCCUGAAGAUCUUGAUGAAAUGGAUCUACUUCGGUGUCCUUAAUGAUCCUUUUGAUGAAUUUUUGGUUGAAGAAGACCCCUCUAUGAAUAAGGAUAAUAUUGAGAAAGAUUUUAAUGACUCUUAUUGGCAGAAAAGGUUUACUUUUAGGGAGGAUAUGAUUCCUAUCUUCCUUGGGAAGCUUUCAAUUAAAAUAUUACACACUGGAAAAUACUUAAAUGUAAUUAGAGAAUGAGGCAAAGAAAUUAAGCACCCUUGUGAGCAAGAGAUAAAAAUAUCGAUAAACCAAUCUGUUUUGAAUAAAGGCAACUCUCAAGCAUCUCUUAUCCAGCACAAGGAUUUCUCAGAACCUAUCGAAACCGCUCAUUCGUGGAGUUCACAAAGAUUAUUGGACCUCUUCCUUGUUGAAGAAAGGCUGAUGGAUAGGAUAAAAUCAAUCAAGCAUUACUUCUUCCUUGAUCUAGGAGAUUUCUUUAUUCACUUCUUUGACAGUGCUGAUAAAUAUCUUGAAAAUAAUACUAAGGAAGUCUCAAAUGACAAACUGAAAUCUUUACUAGAGAUGGCUAUUCGUACUUCAACAGCCAAUGCAGAUCCUUUCAAAGAUGAUCUGACUUGAGAGCUAAAUAAUUACUCUUUAAUUGAACAGAUUUUCGUCAUGCAAAAUAUCAGAGGAGCUUUUGGAACAAAUGCUUAUGCUGCAGAUGCUGGCUCUGGACAAAGACACAAUUUUCCACAAGUGCCAAUAUCAGGAAUGAAUUCUAUUCAAAACUAUAAAUGUGUGGAUAGUUUUACUUUAGACUAUAAAGUUCAGUGGCCUCUAACUCUGAUCAUCUCAAGAAGAGCUAUUACUAAAUAUCAACUCAUUUUCAGACAUCUUUUCCUAUGCAAAUAUAUUGAAAGACAUUUGGGAAACUCCUGGCUGAUGCAUCAGGGCACAAAAGAGCUCAAUCUCGACACCUUUUUGCUUGCUUCCUAUAACUUGAGACAUAGAAUGCAUCAUUUCUGUAAAAACUAUGUUUACUAUAUUGUUGUAGAAGUUCUUGAGCCAAACUUCCAUAAGUUCAAGCAGAAUAUGGAGAAGGUCAAAACUGUUGAUGAAAUCCUGGAGCUCCAUAAUACCUUCCUUGACCAAUGCUUGAAGGAGUGAUUGCUCACAGACCAGAAUUUAUUAAAAAUUGUUAUAAAAAUAGUCAACUGCUGUUUCUUCUUCAGUAGAAUAAUGCACAGGCAAGCAGCUACCAUUCAGGAAGAAGAUAGUGUCCUCACUGCUCAGAAUAUGGUCAUUGAUACUAAUGAGGGUCCUUCUGCAUACUGUAAGUAUAGACAGACUAAGAUUAAUGCUGAGAGAGAAUCUGCUAAGAAAGCUAUUACUGAAAGUGGGUACAAGAGCAUGAUUGAAAAGUUUACUAAGACCUUUGAUACCAACCUUAAGCAGUUCAUGAACGCUAUAAAGGCUUCCCAUUAUGAUCCAUACAUCUCUAAUCUUCUGAUGAGACUUGAUUUCAAUGGAUUUUAUGCUGAAAACCUUCUAUCUCAGUUCGAAGGAUUUGGAGGAAACUCUUUUGCCCCAUCAGAGAGCGUAAACAUGAGCAAUAACGAUAAUUCAAUGUUCUAG